Arabidopsis arenosa is the source of this 2472-nucleotide messenger RNA. The record is from the annotation of a GenBank genome assembly. Lineage: Eukaryota; Viridiplantae; Streptophyta; Magnoliopsida; Brassicales; Brassicaceae.
AAAACAAUCACAAACUUUAAAAAAUAAUUGUGAUUUUAAAAUUUAGCGCAAUUCCCAGUUGAUGAAAACGACGUAGUUUAACAGUUACUGGCUUUCCAUCUUCGUACACGCCGGUUACCUAAAAGCACAGAAUUAUCUCUGUUCAAAGUUCAAAGCUUUUUGUUUUGUUCCCAUUCUCACUCACUCUCUUUGAAUCAACAAGUUUCCAAUAAAGUUUUAACCUUUUUGAAUUUUUUUUUUCUUCUUCACUAUCUUUCUAUAUUCUUCUUAGUAAAACUUUGCAUUAAUGGCUUACCCAAAUUUGUAAGCUCUUUGUUUCCUCCCUUCUUCUUCGUCUUCUUCUUCAUUCUCCAAAUUGUGUAUUCUAGGGUUUGAUUAUCGAGCAAUGAAGAAGUCUAAACUCGAUAAUUCGUCUUCACAGAUUCGAUUUGGGUUGGUUCAGUUCUUAUUAGCUGUUCUGCUUUUUUACUUCCUCUGCAUGAGCUUCGAGAUCCCAUUCAUUUUCAGAACCGGGUCUGGGUCCGGGUCUGAUGAUGGGUCAUCUUCCUCUUUUGCUGAUGCAUUACCAAGAAAAAUGGUUGUUGGUGGUAGUAGUAGGGAAGCUAAUUGGGUCGUUGGAGAAGAAGCAGACCCACAUCGACAUUUCAAGGAUCCGGGUCGGGUCCAGCUUCGGUUACCGGAGCGGAAAAUGCGAGAAUUUAAGUCCGUCUCUGAGAUUUUCGUCAACGAGAGCUUUGUCGACAAUGGCGGAUUCAGCGAUGAAUUCUCAAUCUUUCACAAAGCAGCGAAGCAUGCGAUUUCAAUGGGGAGGAAAAUGUGGGACGGACUCGAUUCGGGUUUAAUCAAACCCGAUAAAGCUCCGAUUAAGACCCGAAUUGAGAAAUGUCCGGAUAUGGUUUCGGUUUCUGAGUCGGAGUUUGUGAACCGGAGCCGGAUCUUGGUUUUACCGUGUGGGUUAACGUUAGGAUCUCACAUAACCGUUGUGGCUACACCGCAUUGGGCUCACGUUGAGAAGGAUGGUGAUAAGACGGCGAUGGUGAGUCAGUUCAUGAUGGAGUUACAGGGAUUGAAGGCGGUGGAUGGUGAAGAUCCGCCACGGAUACUCCAUUUUAACCCGAGGAUUAAAGGUGAUUGGAGUGGAAGACCAGUGAUUGAGCAAAACACUUGUUAUCGAAUGCAAUGGGGCUCAGGUUUACGUUGUGAUGGUCGUGAAUCUAGUGAUGAAGAAGAAUUUGUUGAUGGAGAGGUGAAAUGUGAGAGGUGGAAGAGAGAUGAUGAUGAUGGUGGUGGUAAUAAUGGUGAUGGUUUUGAUGAAUCAAAGAAGACAUGGUGGUUGAAUAGGUUGAUGGGUCGGAGGAAGAAGAUGGUAACGCAUGAUUGGCCUUAUCCUUUUGCUGAAGGGAAGCUUUUUGUUCUUACGCUUCGAGCUGGGAUGGAAGGUUAUCAUAUUAGUGUUAACGGAAGACAUAUCACAUCUUUUCCUUAUAGAACGGGGUUUGUUUUGGAGGAUGCCACUGGAUUAGCAGUCAAAGGAAAUAUUGAUGUGCAUUCUGUAUAUGCUGCCUCGCUACCUUCUACAAAUCCUAGUUUUGCACCGCAGAAGCAUCUCGAGAUGCAAAGCAUAUGGAAAGCUCCUUCGUUGCCUCAGAAGCCUGUAGAGUUGUUCAUUGGAAUUCUCUCUGCUGGUAACCAUUUUGCAGAGAGAAUGGCAGUGAGGAAGUCAUGGAUGCAGCAAAAGCUAGUCAGAUCAUCGAAAGUUGUUGCCCGGUUCUUUGUGGCAUUGCAUGCAAGAAAGGAAGUCAAUGUGGAUUUAAAGAAAGAAGCCGAGUACUUUGGUGAUAUUGUCAUAGUACCGUACAUGGAUCAUUAUGACCUUGUUGUGCUCAAGACGGUUGCCAUCUGCGAAUAUGGGGUGAACACAGUGGCGGCAAAGUAUGUUAUGAAAUGUGACGAUGAUACAUUUGUGCGAGUGGAUGCCGUGAUCCAGGAAGCAGAAAAGGUUAAGGGAAGAGAGAGCCUUUAUAUUGGAAACAUUAAUUUCAACCAUAAGCCAUUGCGUACCGGGAAAUGGGCUGUGACAUACGAGGAAUGGCCAGAAGAGUAUUAUCCUCCAUAUGCAAAUGGUCCGGGUUACAUCUUGUCAUAUGAUAUAGCUAAGUUCAUCGUCGAUGAUUUUGAACAAAAGAGACUAAGAUUAUUUAAGAUGGAAGAUGUUAGCAUGGGAAUGUGGGUGGAGAAGUUCAACGAGACUAGACCAGUGGCAGUGGUUCAUAGCCUCAAGUUCUGCCAGUUCGGCUGCAUAGAAGACUACUUCACCGCUCAUUAUCAGUCGCCACGCCAGAUGAUUUGCAUGUGGGAUAAGCUGCAGAGACUCGGGAAGCCCCACUGCUGCAACAUGAGAUGACAUAACAUUGGUUUUUGCCGGAUUCUGGAAUUUUUCGUUAGAAAGGAAAAUGAAGAAGCAGAUGGGUG